Molecule: messenger RNA, 11164 nt
Organism: Bacillus rossius redtenbacheri
Lineage: Eukaryota; Metazoa; Arthropoda; Insecta; Phasmatodea; Bacillidae
Exons: 23
Coding region: 286-10983 (3565 amino acids)
Biological process (GO): protein autoprocessing
Cellular component (GO): membrane
Molecular function (GO): serine-type endopeptidase activity; protein binding
Source: RefSeq, a predicted model, not a curated record
AAACAGUUUCGAAGCGUCCGCUAAAGUGGGCUUUGGGCAGUCCUGUUCGAGACGUUGCAGGGAAAUUACGGAGUCAGCAAGUGCCUGCCUUGCUGGUUUCGACGGUCGAGUGUUCCCGCGCACGCCGGUUUUGCAGUUCGCAAUCAGUCGGUGCGGCGCGUGUCGUUACAGUAGAGGUGUUGUGAUUGGUGUGCGACAACGUCUUGAAGCCAUGUGUGCAGUUAGAUCAGCUGGUUACAUCGUCUAACACAGGUUUGCCGCGGAGUGCCAGGCAGCAACAUCACAAUGUCUCAAGUGCCUGCACGAGACGAACCAGAUGGGAGCCAGACUUCUGUUCACUUCCAACAAUCACCUCGCCCAGAGGCGGAUCAGACAGGGGCCACGGGGCCGGCCCAGGGGUCCCCGAGGAGGAUACACUGGCAGCACAGCAUCAGCAACGUGUCGGAGAGCUGGAAGCAGUGCCCGGACACGCCGUGCCAGGCGGGGCGCGGCCAGGGGCGGCCUUGCUUGCUGGCAGCGUUCGUGGCGCUGGGCGCCGGGCUGCUGGUGCUGCUGGUGGUGGCCAUCACGAGCGGCUCCUCAGACAAGAAGUACUCAUGGAAACAUUCAAUAAAUAAAGAUGAAAAUUCGAGCAUCCAUGACAUGGAAUUCAAGACUUUACAUGACUUUGAUGAUUCCGUUCUUCAAGUACUGGAAGCAGAUGACAGUGAUGCGAUGACUUCCGAGGGAAAAUCAAAUGUGCCCAUACAGAAUUCAAUAGAGAGAGCAGAGAACGUGAAGACUGAUGCCAAGUACAACUACGACAAGCAAAUAAAACGUUACAAACGAUUCUCCAGCAGUGCCAAACAUUCAAGGCUAAGUAAAGUGAGGUCCGUUAACAAAUUGAAUUCACUUUCAGGGUUACCACUCGUGAAUAAGUCGUGUGAAAAUAACUGCAGAAACGGAUCUUUUCUUGAACAUCAGAACGAAACUAAGGAAAAGUCAAAUGCAGUUGUUACCAUUCAUCACAACGAUAUGGGGAAGCUCUUGAACGAGGAAGUGCUGAAUAGUACUUCGUUGGAUGGUAAAGGAAUGUUAAACGAGGAUGUGGAAGAAGCUAUAAAAGUCAUGAAAGAAUCUCUUCAGCAUCUACGGAAUCUCCUAAGAUAUGUGAAUGUUCAUUUACAAUAUUUUACAGGGCUAGAUGAGACAUUGGAACACUUGAAAAAGGAAAUGGAAGCAAUGUCGCUCAUGACAGAUGGAUUCAGUGCAAGGUUCGGUAGAGACACGGGAAGCAGCUGUAAAGAUUCUCUCCUGGAGUUACAAAGAAAAAUGGACAAACUGCGAAAUGAGGUGAACAACUUGUACCAAGAUCUUAUUUGCAUGAAUAUUUACCAAACUGGGAAGACAAUGAACGCAUCUAUCCAAUCAAUUAUAAAGUGCUCAAUUAAUGUGUCGCUACAGAUUGAUGCAAAGACGACCAUUCCUGGUUUCACUACGGUACACAAGCAGUCUAGCGAGGCAGAUGUGCAAAAGAGUUCCGCUGAUGCAGCUGGAGAUAGUCUUAGGCAGUUGGUUGCAAUGAUUAAAAAUCAGACACAGGCAUCUAAUACCACACAGCAGCCUUGGGACAUUUCCGAUGCAAAUACUACGGCAAGUGAACUGAAGGACUUAGCAGCCAUUGCUCAGUCUUCUGGGACAUCUGCUUUAACUGCUGCCAACUCUUCAGAUGUAGAGAUUAGUGUUACGGAUAGUAAGAAGGAAAGUCCAGAAACUGCAAGCACGUCACUUGGAACAUCUUCAGCUCAUUCUUCGAAAACUUCAACCAGUGCAAACAGCGCUGCUCCUGGCACUGAAGUGGUUUUUGGAAACACUACAUCUAGAUUUCCUUCGGAUAUCAAACAUGUUACUGUAAACAGCAUAGCCAACUCGUCUUCUGACAGAAUUUCAUCUACUUCUCCAGGUAACACAACUGAUACUUUAUCUUACAACACAAAUUUGAUUAAUAUUACCGGCACAAAGAGUCAGAAAGGAAUUACAAGGCCUGCAAGCAACAAUGAUAACAUUUCUGACCUCAUUGCCGGUAGUGGUGAUGGCACACAAUCUCAGAAUGUAGUAUAUCCGUUUGCUCCUGUUGAGACUUCUAAUGCUGUUCGUGACAUUGAAAAUACCUCUAAAAUCGGUGACAAUGUGUUCUCUAACACUACAGAAUUCUCUACUGAAAUUCACAAUGAAACUGGUGUUUCAAUUGCAGUUGGCAUCAUAGAUAGUUCUGUUGUCAGCACUGCAAAUUAUUCUAGCCUCAUUGGCAGUCCUAACCCUUUGAGUUUUGAGAGUACAACGUUUCCGGUUCCUCCAAGCGAGACUAAUAUUAUUGCUGCUGGUAACGCUGACAAUACUUCAAUAGUUGGUAGCCAUUUUGAUGUGCUUCCUAAGACUACUGAAAUUUUGACUCUCAAUAACAGUGGUGUGAAUGUCAUUGACAGAACUUCUAAUGUGUCUACCACAGCAAGAAGUCCUAAUGCUGAAGCAUCAUCUGACAGCUAUGGCAACAAUUCGAUGGAUGCUAUUAGUUAUUUAAAUGCUACGAGCCCUCCUUCAGUUGGUAAGCAUACUCUCGGCAUUGCCAGCACAAAGAAAAGGUCUGCAGACAGCAAAAUAACUUCUGACAACACUACUGCUGUCAACUUUCCUCAGAUUACUGAUUUUCGCAGUACUCAAACAACUCCAACAAUUUUUUUGUCUACUAACAGUAACAGCUUCAACAGUACAAACAUAAUGUCAAAUGUUAAUUACAAUAAUAACAGCAUGGAAAAUACCAUCAGUACUACAGACAAAGAUAAAAAUUCAGCGAUCUUAAGCAUUACUGAAGGUAAUGUCUCGCAUCAGCAUAAUACAUGGGAACUCGGUGAGAACUCUUCAAAUGAAAACAAAAUUUACAAUAGCACAAGUUUGGAACAAUUUGAUGUUGCCACUAAUAAUUAUUUCUCUAACAAAUCCACAAUGCAGGUCACAGAACUGCCAAAAUCUCGAAAUUCGUUACAAAUUCACUCAUCAACAGAAGAAUCCAAAGUUGUAAACACUGAACAGGUGAAAGUUAAUUUGAACAAUAGUGUAACAGUUCCAAAAACAGAUACUUUUCAUAAUGCAACACAAAUCAUUGAAGGCGGCACAACCUUACCUUUGCUAACUCCAAGUAACGGCUUCUUGUCACCAGCAGGAACAAUAUCCUCUCUUUCCUCCUUGAAUGUUACUUUGAGUGAUUACACGCACAUUACCGUAACAGAAGUUAGUCCUAUAUCUGAAAAUAUACGAGCUGGAAAUUGGAAUACAAUGCCAUACAAAAGCAACAAUUCAGAAAAACUUUCUUCGGCCAGUACAGAAACGAAUAAAUUCGACUUGGAUGAUUCAUCUCUAAUCACCACUGAUUCAGUAUUAUCUCCCACUGAAAUGUACAGAGAAGAAUUUGAAAAUAGAGUAAGUAAUGGUAGUAAAUUAAUUGCAGAGUCAAUGAUAAAAAACUCUAAUGAAAAAAAUAAUUUGUCUGAAUCUUCGAGUGUCUGGUCGGACGAAAGUAAGACCAAACCAAUCCAGAACAUGUCGCAGAGAGUGGAUGCGUCUGCGAAUGAAGCGAAAACCGCAGAUGGCCGCAUAGUCCACGGUCCGGGCAGGAACACCACCCCAAACCCGUCGACGCGCCGGUUCAUCGUGGCCCCGGAGGUGCAAAACCCCGGCGAGAUACGGGUGACCUCGGUGGGCGAGACCCCGGCGUCCCCGGUGCAGCAGAACGUCUACAAGCUCAACGUGUUCCCGCAGAUCUGGAGUCCCUGCCCGGUCUCGGUCUACUGGUACGGUGUCGGCGGGCCGGCCUUCGCCGCCGGCGGGAAGGAGUUCACCUUCCCCAGCCAGGGCAGCGUGUUCGACCUGCCCGCCCCGGGUCUCGCUCAGCCCCCGCGCUUCCCGCCCUACCCCUACCAGCCCCAGCUGCUCCACCCCUACCAGCCGUACCCGUACCCCUACCACCCGUACCCGUAUCCGCUCGCCUACGCUCAGCAAGCAUACCCCCACCUGCCGCAGCACUGGCUCCGACACAAGCCCCAGCCUCCCUACCUCCCCCAGAACGCUCGGGAGGGAGCUCCCGACCUGCUCGCCCAGCAGUCCAGGGAGUUCCCGGGCAACCACCAUCCGUACCUGUGUGGCUACUCCCUCGCCCCUGCGGAGUUCCCGAGUGUCGUGGGGCUGGACGACAGUGGCCCGAGGCACGCCAACACCACGUCCUCCAGCAAAAUGGAAAUGCAGCACAAAGUAAAUGAAAUGGUACCCAAGGAGACUAAUAUCACGGACACAUUUGAUUGGUCAAAUGUACCUGCUAGUCGACAGUUUGAAGACGUGUGUCCCACGGACCAGGUGGCUUGCUCGGAGGACGGCAAGUGCAUCCUGGCCAGCGAGUGGUGCGACGGCACGGUGAACUGUGUGGUGGACGCCAGCGACGAGCGCAGCUGCACCUGUCGGCAGCACGUCGACGGCGAGAAGAUAUGCGACGGCUUCUUCGACUGUCCUCAAGGCGAAGAUGAACUCGGCUGUUUCGGCUGCGACGCGCAGUCGUUCAGCUGCGACGACUGGAGUGUCCACCAGCUGCAGGCGACGUGCGUGCCCGUGGAGAAGCGCUGCGAUGGCGUGCGGCACUGCCGCAACGGCAAGGAUGAGCUGGACUGCGCCCUGCUGGCGGACGCCAUGGUUCAGCCGGAGAAUUUCUUUAUUUCGUACGCGGAGGGCUUUCUUCACCGGAACUGGCGAGGGGCGUGGUACCCGGUCUGCUCGUUCGACAAGGUGUGGGUGGAGGCCGCCUGCGAUGCAGACGCUGGUGUCCGUGACAGGCACCUGGAUCACGUGGAGCUGCGCCCCUUGCCCCAGGCCUACAACGGGGUGUUCAUAGCGCCCCACCCGUACGGACGCGUCAACUUCAUCCACACCUGCAAUGGAUACACCUCGUACGUCAUUUGUGCCCCUGUGAUGUGCGGGACGCGCGUGCCCUCUGCAGGCGGCGAGGAAAUAGUGCCGGAGGCUAUGGUGCACAAGAAACGCCAAACAUCCCCGCCGCGGGGAAACGGCACGGUGGGGAACGCUCAUUUUCCAGAUAAUGAUGUUGGCAGCAAAUAUGCGGGUGCACGCAUCCCGUCAAAGCGGAACGUGGUCCCGAAGAUUUGGGAUGAAAAUUACGGAGACGAACCCAUUCAAUUGGAACCGAAUACUGGAAAAAAGAUUUUAGGUCUCGUUUAUGGAGAAAAACUCGUUCCAUCAAAGCUGAACCGAGGCCAUGAUCUCAAUAAUGAAGACAGACCCAGUACAUCAAAACUGGAUGUGAGCCGAAAGGUUUUGUCUCACCCUGCAAGUAGCGGAGCGAGCCCGGCGCUCUCUGGCGUGAAGCAGCGGCGCGCGGACCGUGCUGAAGAAGGGCGUGUGGUCGGCGGGGAGGCCAGCCGGCCCGGGUCGUGGCCCUGGGUGGUGGCCCUGUACAAGGACGGCCUCUUCCACUGCGGAGGGGUGAUCCUCACCCCGACAUGGGUCAUGACUGCCGCGCACUGCGUGGACCGGUUCAGCGGCGCGUACUUCGAGGUGCAGGCGGGCAUGCUGCGCCGCCUGUCCUUCUCCCCGUCCCACCAGAGCCGUGCCGUGGCCAGCGUCGUGCUGCACGGCCGCUACGGCCGCACGGACAUGAGGAACGACGUGGCGCUGGUGCAGCUGGACCGGCCGCUCAAGUUCAACCGCUGGGUGCGGCAGAUCUGCCUGCCGCGCGACAGCCCCAAGCCCGACACGGUGUGCACCGCCGUGGGCUGGGGGGCCCUGCGCGAGCACGGACCUGAUCCCGACCACCUGAGGCAAGUCGAGGUGCCGAUAUCGGUGACGUGCAAGCACAAGAUGGAUCAGGAUGGACUGGAAAUAUGCGCCGGUGUGGUUGAGGGCGGCAGGGAUUCCUGUCAGGGGGACAGCGGGGGACCACUGCUCUGCAGGGAUUCAAUGAAUGCCAAUCUCUGGUACGUUGCCGGCAUUGUCAGCCACGGGGAAGGCUGUGCACGACCAAAUGAGCCAGGGGCUUACACCCGUGUUUCCCUCUUCAACAACUGGAUACACACCACGAUGAGAAAGCCUCCCAAGGGCGAGGACCGUCAUCCGAGAAGAAAAUGUCCCGGCAUGCACUGUUCCGUAGGCCACGGCUGCUUGCCCCAGCACAAGAUGUGUGAUGGUGUCGUGGACUGUCUUGGCGCGGAGGAUGAGAUAGAGUGCAUGUCGGCCAAUAGCAUAGCCAGAUAUGAUAAAUCAGAGUCCAGCGGUAAAACUUCCUCGGAAGCACAAAUGCAAAUUAGUCCUACGGAAGAACAUGGAAUGUCGCAUCAUCUGGAACAAACAAGCGGGUCGGUGGAAAAACCAGAAUAUGCAAGUCAAGUCUGUGGGCAAGAGAAAGUAUUAGACUACCAACAGUGUAAAAAGUUUCUUAAAACUGAAGAACGUGAAAAUAAACUUAACCUUGGUGGAUCUGUAAAUGUGAGCAACACUUCGGACUACACAUUUGUAACUUCAGACAUAAUGUUGGUUAAUUUACCUCUCUUCGACCAUACUUCUCAGUCUCUCAAUGAAGAUUUAGAUACUAAUUUAAAAAUUACUACUGAAAGUGUAGAUACUACUAAACUAUGGGUAGAAUCUACUAUUGAUUCUAUGAAACGUGAUACUCCCAUGAUUCAGUCUUCAAAUGAAAAUCUUUCUUACUUGACACUAUACAAUUUAUCAUCUCCUAUUGUAACAAUGGAAAAUUCUAGUAAUGCAGAUUCUACACGAACCACUCAUUCUACCACUGAAUCAAAUUUAUCAUCUGAUGGUGGUAUUUCUCAAAAUACUAAAAUAUCAGAUUCUAAAAUAGCUUCUUUAAACAGUGUCAUAUUAGCUACCAAAUCAACCACUCCAAUUAAUUUUUCGCACUGGAUUGCUUCAGACUCUCAAAUAGCUUUAUCCUCUUCAGGCUCUACUGAAAUAUCAUCACUCUAUGGCAAUGUUGUGCCAUCAUCCAUCCCACCACUUACUACAUCAUCCACUAAUAUUUCAAUAUUGCAGAGAUUUACAUCUGGCAUGACCACUAUUCCAAAUACUACCACACCUAACUUGAAAACUAUUUCAACUAAGUCAACCACUAGCUCGAAAACAGUUUCAAUUACAUCCUUGCCAAACUCUAUAAAUGUUCCAACAAUGUCCACACCUGAUGCAACAACCGUUCCAACAACUAAAGCCACGCCUGGAUCGACAACCGUUUCAACAACUAAAGCCACGCCUGGAUCGACAACCGUUUCAACAACUAAAGCCACGCCUGGAUCGACAACCGUUCCAACGACUAUGACCACGCCUGGAUCGACAACCGUUCCAACGACUACGACCACGCCUGGAUCGACAACCGUUCCAACGACUACGACCACGCCUGGAUCGACAACCGUUCCAACGACUACGACCACGCCUGGAUCGACAACCGUUCCAACGACUACGACCACGCCUGGAUCGACAACUGUUCCAACGACUACGACCACGCCUGGAUCGACAACUGUUCCAACGACUACGACCAUGCCUGGAUCGACAACUGUUCCAACGACUACGUCCACGCCUGGAUCGACAACUGUUCCAACGACUACGUCCACGCCUGGAUCGACAACUGUUCCAACGACUACGACCACGCCUGGAUCGACAACUGUUCCAACGACUACGACCACGCCUGGAUCGACAACUGUUCCAACGACUACGACCACGCCUGGAUCGACAACUGUUCCAACGACUACGACCACGCCUGGAUCGACAACUGUUCCAACGACUACGUCCACGCCUGGAUCGACAACUGUUCCAACGACUACGUCCACGCCUGGAUCGACAACUGUUCCAACGACUACGACCACGCCUGGAUCGACAACUGUUCCAACGACUACGACCACGCCUGGAUCGACAACUGUUCCAACGACUACGACCACGCCUGGAUCGACAACUGUUCCAACGACUACGACCACGCCUGGAUCGACAACUGUUCCAACGACUACGACCACGCCUGGAUCGACAACUGUUCCAACGACUACGACCACGCCUGGAUCGACAACUGUUCCAACGACUACGACCACGCCUGGAUCGACAACUGUUCCAACGACUACGACCACGCCUGGAUCGACAACUGUUCCAACGACUACGACCACGCCUGGAUCGACAACUGUUCCAACGACUACGACCACGCCUGGAUCGACAACUGUUCCAACGACUACGACCACGCCUGGAUCCACAACUGUUCCAACGACUACGACCACGCCUGGAUCCACAACUGUUCCAACGACUACGACCACGCCUGGAUCGACAACUGUUCCAACGACUACGACCACGCCUGGAUCGACAACUGUUCCUACGACUACGUCCACGCCUACGCCUGGAUCGACAACUGCUCCAACGACUACGUCCUUGUCUGGCUCGCUUUUUGUAACAGAUGAUCUCGAUUUCUUUGAAACUACCACAGAAUCUCAAUUGAUGAAUGAUGACACACUUCCUUUACAGAUUGUUACGAACAUGUUAAGUAAACAAACUAGUAAGAUUCCUGCAGCAGCAACAACUGUCUCUCCGAGUCAACACACUGUUGCAAGUGAGGACGUUUUGGCAGUUACUUCCGGUUUUUACGUGCCCGCUAGCAGAGUUACUGCAGAUGGCUCAAGAACAAAGGCAGCAUCUACAUCUGAAGCACCUCUGACUACCACCCCUUCUCCAGUGACGGUUACUAAUGCUGUAGUUACCGCCAUUACCCUCCCACCUCCAGUAGAAGCACUUCCAGCCAACUACUUGCACGUCAAAGAGAAAACAUUCGCUUGCACCACAAUCAGUCAACAGAUCCUUGCGUCCCGUCGUUGUGAUAAGACUCUGGACUGUGAAGAUGGCUCGGAUGAGGCUAACUGUACGUGUCGAGACUAUCUCCUUCACAGCCACCCGGAAGUCUUGUGCAACGGUGAAACCGACUGCCGUAAUCAAUCAGAUGAGGAUAACUGUAGCAUGUGUGAGGAAGAAGAAUUCUUCUGUUUCCAGAGUGGCCAUUGUAUCCCAGAAGAGUUGGUGUGUGACCAUAAGCCAAAUUGCAAAGGUGGAGAAGAUGAGAUGAAUUGCUUUACCCUCACUGAUGGUUCGGUCGUCGUGGUUGACCUGGACGGACGGCCGCACCUCAGCCGACAAGGUAUCAUUGCCUACAGCUACGUGGGCGACUGGUGGCCACUGUGCGACGAUGGCUUGCAAGAGUUCUCCAGAGUGGCCACUGCCCUGUGUUUCUACCUUGGAUUCAGUGGCUACGAGAAUUUCAAAGUGCAGCCCAUGCGGAACAGACGGUUGAAGGCCGUGCUGUCUGCCUCUGGCGCGGAACAGAAGCUCAGCCACCACAAGCGCGCCGCCCGCAGGCCGCGUCGCAACCACCCGUGCCAGGCCCUGAACGUCACCUGCGCCCCACAGCUGAGCGCCACGUUCAGGCUGGCGGGCCCGCGCCGUCCCGGCACGGAGCACCACUGGCCGUGGCACGUCGCCGUGUACGUCGGCGGCAGCUACAAGUGCUCGGCGGCUCUGCUCGGCCGGAGCUGGCUGCUCGCUUCCAGCGACUGCGUCCGCGACUCCGAUGUGUACAGGGAUUACGUAGCGGUCAGGAUCGGGGCCACCCGGCCAGAAUUGCCGCUGACUUCCAUGUGGGAGCAAGUUUCGAGAGUGGACGAUGCCAAGACUGUUUCUCCGCAUGUGUCUCUGCUGCACUUGGAGACACCGGCCAACUUCACACGAUACGUGCAGCCCUUAACACUGCCUGAAGGGUACCCUCAGAUCCAGAACGCCAAGGUUUGUGUGACUGUCGGCCUGGACUCUGGGAACGCUGUGAGAGCGGUCUAUGUGAAGGCAGCCCAGCUUGUGUACUCGGAUUUUGCCAGUGGCGAGAUUUACUUAUCAGAAGAAAACAAAGGGGAGCCUUGCACUCAGGACUCCAACCCGAGGCCGUGGACCAGUGUCGUCUCGUGUCAGCACAAGGGGGAGUGGUACCCCGCUGGCGUGGUCCAUCAGGUGGAUGGCUUGUGCGCUCUCAGGUCGAGCACUCUAGGCCACGAGACUGUGCGUCUGCGUCUGCACAUCCGGGAGGUCAUCGAAAACAACGCUGCAGUGAGCCCCAUCACACCUCCUUUCUGUGACGGGUUUCGUUGCCCUCUGGGACCGUGCCUCGGCACAAAAGAUAUGUGCAAUGGGAUCUGGGAUUGCUACGACGGCAGCGACGAGAAUCCGGACUUUUGUAAGUCCUGGAAGGAUGAGUGCACCACUGUGAACAGUCUCUCUGCCUGCAGCUGCGGAGCCGGGGAGCUGCGCUGCGGCGACGGGCGCUGCCUCCCCAAGUCCGGGUUCUGCGACGGCGUGCGGGGGUGUCGGGACGGCAGCGACGAGCCGGGCGGCUGCCGGUGCGGGGACUACCUGCGGCUGGCCGCGCCCCACCUCGUCUGCGACGGCCGCUGGAACUGCAUGGACAAGAGCGACGAGCGCGGCUGCGGCUGCCACGGCAACAGCUUCGCCUGCAAAAGCUCUGGCCAGUGCAUUGCCCAAGAGUUUGUGUGUGAUAACGAGUUAGAUUGCCCAGAUGGAGAAGAUGAACAAUAUUGCAUGGCUCUCAAAAAACAUGGAAUUGUGAAUAGCGGAACCGUGAUGAUGUGUUCUUCUGGCGUUUGGUACACGUACUGUGCGCCGGAGGUUACGCAGCCUCAGUUGGAUUCGUUCUGCAGGGCGCUAGGCCUGACCCACGCCACCCGACUCGAAGAGGAGAAUCUCAACGGCGACAAGAUCUUGGUUCCUGUCGAGGAUCCGUUCACGUCCGUGGUGUUGAACAACCGCACCACGUUCAUGAUGCGCGGAACCAGCAGGCAACUCGUAACGCUCGUCGAAGGCUCCCGCGCAUCUUGUGUUCCGUUGAAAGUCAACUGUUCAUCGUGAAACGCCAAAGCCGCCUGAUAUUUUUUUUUCUACUGUACAUAGUUAGCAGAGGAUGAUUUGCCAGACUAGUCUUUUUUGUCUGUAAGUCGCAUAAUUUUCUGCAUCAGUUAAUGUAACAUAUUGUAUUAAACAUGUAAGUAAAUCUUUUUAUACGGACUGAAGUCAUAAAAAAUAUAACUAG